This is a messenger RNA of Caenorhabditis remanei, 393 nucleotides long. RefSeq lists its product as uncharacterized. The coding region runs from base 1 to 393 and encodes 130 amino acids. The transcript is spliced from 3 exons. Lineage: Eukaryota; Metazoa; Nematoda; Chromadorea; Rhabditida; Rhabditidae. The record is from RefSeq and is a predicted model, not a curated record.
AUGGCUCUCCUGAAACUCUCCAAGACCCGCGAAGAAGACUUGCUUCGUGACAGCACCUCUGAGCAGCCAGAGUUCUUCAUCCAGUCAGCAACUGCCGAGAAAAAGCCAACUGAGGCACCAAAGAUGCCCAACAACGUCGUUGCUCACGAGCUUCUCGCAGACGGAUCCAGAAUGAAUCCAAAGAUUGAAAACUACUUGAAUGCUCAACGUCUUCUCUCUGGAAACGCUCAAGCAGAGCAACGCUUGCUUGAGUUGAACUCGGCUGCCCAAAUCAACCGCGGGCCCGAUGGAGUGUUCCAGUCGUCCCGUCUCCAUUUCGACAUGCUGCUCAACCGUGAUGAAUCCAUUUUCCCAUCUGAUUACCUUAACUUCGACUCCAAGAUGAAACGUUGA